Molecule: messenger RNA, 4488 nt
Organism: Hermetia illucens (black soldier fly)
Lineage: Eukaryota; Metazoa; Arthropoda; Insecta; Diptera; Stratiomyidae
Gene: AGO1
Product: protein argonaute-2
Exons: 10
Coding region: 1588-4488 (966 amino acids)
Molecular function (GO): RNA binding; protein binding
Source: RefSeq, a predicted model, not a curated record
CGAAGCUCGGUCGCGCCGGACUUUUUGUGUUGUGCCGAAGUGCAAAUUGUGUUGUGGUUUGUGACUUGUAAUUUGUGUCAUUGUGGAAGGUUUGUUGUCGACGUUUGAUUUUCGCUGAAUAUACUCCGCAUAUGCGCCGUACUUUCGGAUGAACGUUUUACUGGACGCGAUUGCCAUUAAUUUGCUUCAGUAAGCGGUUCACGAAGUACAUAAGCUUGCACCGGUAAACAGCCGCGCUCUCCAUAGUGCGGCAAGUGCACACUUGUGUGCGUGAGAGAGCACUCGGAUAGACGGUUGUCGAACUUCCAAUGCGAAAAAGCUUGCGGAAGCUUAGCGAUGUGUUUAUGUGCGUGGUGAGCGAGAAAAUAUAAGAUGGCAGCAGAAGCGCGAUCCCGCAACAGGGAAUCCCGAAUUUGAUUGUCGGUUCAGUGAAAAUAUCUCUGUAUAAAUAUUAUACGCAAUAUUUGAAUUUGUGGGAAUCGGCGCUGAUAUUGGAGUCGUUUGGCUUUGCAGAGUUGUCAUGGAGCGGCAAGCACCGUGAACCUGGAAAAAGGACCGGUGAUGCCGCCAACCCUACGCACUAAUGGCAGACACUAACUAAUCCUAAUAAGUGGAUGUUUGUUACCCAUGCGAGUGUAGAUCGGCUUUAGUCACCCAGACAGUUAGUAAUAGUUAAUAUCUGCGUGCAAAAGUAAUCCACCGGCGCUGGACUGGCAUGUCGAGUCGCGCGCUCAGAGUGUCCCCGUGAGCAGCGAAUUGUUUUUAUUUUGUGUUUUCAUGUUCCUUUUGUAACGUGUCACAGAUGACGUCUGUUCCUACGUGAAAUCCGAUAAGAGCGGUCGAGGUAAACAGUUUUCGGAGGCGGAUUGGCUGCUGGCUGCCGUGAAUUAACGAACAAUAUUGCUGCCCCCACACAGAUCCCGUUGACACCAUCCAUCCCUUCACCUUUUCGAGUGCACAUCGGCCGGAGCCCUUUCACGGAUUCGGUUUCGGCUCCCUCGGCCGCGACGGCCCGCCGCGCGGAGUUGUUCACACACCCGCCGCCCGCUGACCCAUCGGGCAAUGAACAUUUUGCGUAGUUUAUUCUUCCAACUAGAGGUGCAAAGAAAAGCCGGGAGCGGGGUCCCGCGACUUGGGCAAAAACGAUACAAGAAAGAUUGCAAACACUUAUACGCCUAAAAUCCAAUAUGAAAAAUCUGAUAUCGAGGUGAGGUGAGUUCGUGGGACCGUAGGACCCGCUGUCUAUGCAAGUGAGGCGCAGUCCAAUUGGAUGGGAUUCUAGUAAGAAGUGUCCAAUUCAGUAAUAAUAGAUAUUAGUGCCGUCUUUGAGUUGAUUCCGUGAUUUUUUGUGGAUUUUCGGUCAGUGUCAAGUCGAAAAGUGGUUAAAUGUGAAAAACCGGACUAGGCUUUUGGCAUUUAAGUGCCAACAACACCGUCGAUUUGUAUUGUCGUCACACAGAAUUAAAAAAAAAGAAAAUUGAAGCUUACACUGGACUUCGUCACAACACGACGAAUCAUAAAAAUCAGAUUUCACGGCGCACAAAUUGCUCUACAGAGUUCUAGACCUGUGGCCAGAACCUUGUGAAUAUGUCGACAGAACGCGAAUUGACACCUGGCACUCCAGCAGCACAAAUUCAUGCAUUACCUUUCACUGAAUUCACGGCAGCAAUCGAGUUCAACAAUGCGCUCAAUAAGUUUAGCAAACUUUACGAGCCACAAUGGACUUCUUCGCCCCCGAGGCCACCGAGUCCUUCCCAGUCGCAGACUAGCUUCGAUACACUCACAUCGCCACCAGCACCAGGAUCAUCAGUGAAUCCAACUUCUGUAACAAGUCCUAGUACACAAAAUGUCACAGGUGCAUCAGCUGUUGCGAGUGCGUCGGCUCUGGGUGUUGUAUCGGCAACACUCCCAGCACAGCCCGAACUGCCAGUAUUUACGUGCCCACGACGACCGAAUCUUGGGCGUGAAGGAAGACCAAUUGUGCUACGUGCCAAUCAUUUCCAAGUAACAAUGCCUCGCGGUUUUGUUCACCAUUAUGAUAUUAAUAUUCAACCUGAUAAAUGUCCGCGUAAAGUAAAUAGAGAAAUUAUAGAAACAAUGGUACAUGCUUACAGUAAAAUAUUCGGAGUACUGAAACCUGUAUUCGAUGGAAGGAACAAUCUUUAUACGCGUGAUCCGUUACCUAUUGGAAAUGAUCGAUUGGAACUGGAAGUGACUUUACCGGGAGAAGGAAAGGAUCGUCUUUUUCGCGUAACGAUAAAGUGGGUGGCACAGGUAUCACUCUUCAACUUGGAAGAAGCCUUAGAAGGACGAACUCGACAGAUCCCUUACGAUGCGAUAUUGGCAUUAGAUGUUGUUAUGCGUCACUUACCAAGUAUGACGUACACGCCUGUCGGAAGGAGUUUCUUCAGUUCGCCGGAUGGGUACUAUCAUCCGCUGGGCGGAGGUCGUGAAGUGUGGUUUGGUUUUCAUCAAAGCGUUCGCCCAUCACAAUGGAAAAUGAUGUUGAACAUUGAUGUUUCUGCCACUGCUUUCUACAAAGCACAGUCCGUUAUUGAUUUUAUGUGUGAAGUAUUAGAUAUUCGAGAUAUCAAUGAACAGCGAAAACCACUGACCGAUUCCCAACGAGUGAAAUUCACUAAAGAAAUUAAGGGCCUGAAAAUUGAAAUUACCCAUUGUGGUCAGAUGCGAAGAAAAUAUCGCGUGUGUAACGUAACGAGGCGACCAGCACAAAUGCAAUCAUUUCCCCUACAACUAGAAAAUGGUCAAACAGUAGAAUGCACCGUAGCAAAAUACUUCUUAGAUAAAUAUCGUAUGAAACUUCGCUAUCCACACUUGCCAUGCCUCCAAGUUGGGCAAGAGCACAAGCACACAUAUCUACCACUUGAAGUAUGCAAUAUCGUGGCUGGACAACGAUGUAUCAAAAAGUUAACUGAUAUGCAAACAUCAACAAUGAUCAAGGCGACAGCCCGGUCAGCUCCUGAUCGUGAAAGGGAAAUCAAUAAUUUAGUGAAGCGUGCCGAUUUCAACAACGAUUCAUACGUACAGGAGUUUGGAUUAACAAUUUCAAAUAGCAUGAUGGAGGUUCGAGGCCGAGUACUGCCGCCGCCAAAACUUCAAUAUGGUGGACGUGUAUCUAGCAUGAGUGGACAACAGCUAUUUCCUCCCCAGAACAAGGUGAGCCUUGCAUCGCCCAAUCAAGGAGUUUGGGACAUGCGAGGCAAACAAUUUUUCACUGGUGUCGAAAUACGUGUAUGGGCUAUUGCAUGUUUCGCACCACAACGAACGGUUCGGGAGGAUGCACUGAGAAAUUUCACACAACAACUGCAAAAGAUCUCCAACGAUGCUGGUAUGCCAAUAAUAGGACAACCGUGUUUCUGUAAAUAUGCGACAGGACCUGAUCAAGUCGAGCCGAUGUUCCGUUAUUUAAAGAAUUCGUUCAAUGCCUUACAACUAGUUGUAGUGGUUUUGCCCGGGAAAACGCCAGUAUACGCCGAAGUGAAACGCGUGGGUGAUACUGUACUUGGAAUGGCAACACAAUGUGUGCAAGCUAAAAAUGUAAAUAAAACAUCGCCCCAAACUCUAUCUAAUCUCUGCUUGAAGAUCAACGUAAAAUUAGGCGGCAUCAAUUCAAUCCUUGUACCAUCAAUAAGACCGAAAGUUUUCAACGAACCUGUUAUUUUCCUUGGUGCUGAUGUCACUCACCCGCCUGCUGGCGAUAAUAAAAAACCCUCAAUUGCCGCAGUUGUCGGUUCUAUGGAUGCACAUCCGUCACGUUACGCAGCAACUGUUCGGGUACAACAACAUCGCCAAGAAAUUAUCCAAGAAUUGAGUAGUAUGGUGCGCGAACUUCUUAUCAUGUUCUACAAGUCGACUGGUGGUUACAAGCCACAUAGAAUUAUCUUAUACCGUGACGGUGUGUCUGAAGGUCAAUUCCCUCAUGUGUUACAACAUGAACUUACUGCUAUUCGAGAGGCAUGCAUCAAAUUAGAAGCUGAUUAUAAACCAGGAAUAACGUUUAUAGUAGUACAAAAGAGGCAUCAUACGAGGCUUUUCUGUGCAGAUAAAAAAGAGCAAAGUGGCAAAUCUGGAAAUAUUCCAGCCGGUACAACAGUCGAUGUAGGAAUCACACAUCCAACAGAAUUUGAUUUUUAUCUAUGUAGUCAUCAAGGUAUCCAGGGUACAAGCCGCCCUUCACACUACCAUGUUCUGUGGGAUGACAAUCAUUUUGAUUCAGAUGAAUUGCAGUGUUUGACGUAUCAGUUGUGUCACACUUAUGUGAGAUGCACCAGAUCAGUUUCAAUCCCCGCUCCCGCCUACUAUGCCCACUUAGUAGCCUUCCGCGCAAGAUAUCAUCUAGUUGAAAAAGAACACGAUUCGGGCGAAGGAUCUCAUCAAAGUGGUUGUUCUGAGGAUAGAACGCCAGGCGCAAUGGCACGAGCAAUUACCGUUCACGCUGAUACCAAAAAAGUUAUGUACUUUGCUUAA